UAUUAUUAUUUAUUUAUUUAUCAUAAUUAUUAUUUAUAAAUGUAUGACAAUGUCUAGUUGCAAUAAACUUAAAGGCUGUGUUGUCCCUUUCUGGAAACCAUAAGACCGAACCUUGUGUGGUUGGUAGCGCAAAGCUGAUCCACACGCGCUUUGCCAUCCGUCUCUCACACCCCGGCUAACUGUUCUCUCAUUUGAACUACGGCUGACUUAUCGGUUCCCUUUUCAAUUUGCGCUGAGCAGGCCUGUCGUUUUUGUAACCCAACCAAGCAAACGUCUGUUUUGAUUUUAUUUUAGUUGAUUAUGGCAAAUGUAUCGUCAUCGCAAUUGUUUUGCCUUGGAAAUGAGCUGGGGCAUAGGCGUAAAUUUAGGGUGGGACGGACAUGUCCCCACCAAUUUUUAGGAAACAUGUAAUUGUCCCCACCAAUAAUUGCGAGCCUAACAUAUAUAUUUUUUAUUCUUUUAACAUUUUCUGCUCCACACUUGGUUAACUCUCUCAAGGUCAGCGUUACUCUCCUGAUUGGCAGGAGAGCGCUGAUCACAAUGUGUACCAGCGGCCUGACAGCUAACGGUGGUCAAGUGAGCGUCGAAGAGAGACUGUGAGAAGAGAUUCAAUGAUUGGCUCUUUGGCAGGCUAUACUCCUGUAAGGAGCGGCAGGCGGGGUCUUGGAAUACCUUCAACAUUUGGGACUGUAACAGAAGAUGGAAGUACCGUUGACAUUACCUGCGAGCCACCAAACUCUGGUUCCAUGAUUUUUUGGUUUCGAGUGACUGACAACGUAGCCAUGGAGUUUAUUACCACAAAGGCUUCAGACGGGACAGUGAAAGUACCAAUAAACGAAGAAAUAUUCCAAAAACCAACAAUGAAGAAGCAAGUCACAAUUAAGAGUUUUAAGAAAGAACGCGACAGUGGCUCUUACGGCUGUAUGUCAAUUAACAAAAAUGAACUUAAGUUUGGUGAAGUUACUGUUCUUGCUGGACCAGCACCAAAAACAGAAGCAACAACAACGAAAGCACCAGCAAAGACAGCCCAAUCCAUUCAAUCCACAACAACCAAGUCGUGUGCUUGUAACUCUGAUAAAGUGGGGGAGAAGAACUCUGGCCUAUCCUGUGAUCCUUUGAUGUGGGGCCCACUGGCUGGGGGCUGUGGCCUUCUCGUCCUCCUUCUCAUAGUCACCAUAUGUUACUGCAAUCGUGUUAGAACCAGACGCUGCCCUCAUCAUUACAAAAGACAGAAACAAACGGCACAAGGAAAGCAACAUGCUAUGGCUACAAGACAUGUUUAAUGCCAUUAAGUAUAUUUCCUUUAGAACAUUUUGAAACAAUAAAUGAACGCUUUGAAAACAUAUACUAAUUUACAGAGACAAAACAAUCAAUUUAAAACACUUUGAGGUUAGAAAAACACAUUUGGGUUUCAAACAGCAUCUUCUAGAGCUUAAAAAAGGCUCAGUGCAGUAAGGUUCUACUUGGAACAUACUUUAGAGAGUACAAUGUGAAAUGUUGACUGUCAAAUGACUGUUUGAUGUGGAGUAAAAUUGAGCAUUUUGCGUUUUUAAUAUUUUCAGUUCACAAUGAUUUUAUGUUCUUUCUCUCUUCCUCCUACAAAAACCUGGGCUUUUGGAAAAUAAUCCAUUACAUGCACUGAAAUUGAUGCUUCUACUGUAACACAUUUAAAGCUUGCCUGUAAACAAGCUUUUAAGUAAAUAAAAAUAUUAAACUUAUUUAAAGUUGUGUGCCUUAAAUGCUCAAUCACACAAAAAAUAUAUUUAUACAUUUUUAAAUGAAUGCUUAUUCUGUGAGCUAAGUAAUGAAGCUACGUAAUGGGGCAAGGGAAAUGUGUGUGUAUGUGUGUGUGUCCGCGUCUCAUGUAUGUUUGUUACCACUUGCGGUAAUGUACUUUUGAAAUAUCGUUUGGAAAAUAACAAGUCUGAAAGUGUACAACUACAUAGCUUUUUAUUUGCAUUUUUACAACACUUGAAAUCCAUUUACUUGUACGUUCCUCAUUCCCAUCAAUUAUUACACCUAAGUGCGCAAGUGUCCAAGGCCACUGCAGGCAAAGAUAAAACCUUGAAAAUAACUUUUUGCUAAGACAUCUGAAACACCCAUUCAAAAUCACACAACUGUCAGAAGAGGAAGCACAUUUCUAGAGUUUUGAACACUGAAAAACCACCAAGCCUCACACUAGGAGAAGUAAGUAAUUUAGACUUGUGAUAAACGACUGUCAAAUAUUUCCCUUUAACUAUAAUAUUUGUACAUUUUACAUUAGGCUACACCACUUUUACCAAAUGACCCAAUUUUGAAUGUGUAGUGUUAACUUACAGAAUUAUUUUAGCUUUUCAUCAUUUUGUGGUAAAAUGUUUAGGGCUCUCUGUUGUCUACUUUGUUGAACAAGUUGGUCACUUAGACCCCUGAUGACUGAAUGCAUGAAACACAUAAUUAUACAUUUCAAAUUUGCAAUAAAACCCUAACCCAAAUAUUAUUAUUUUGAGAUAUGUAAGCUAUACCUAAACCCGAACAAAUAAUGUUGACAAGAAAAGUGGCAAAUAUCCACUUUGCCUUUUGAAGUUCUGACUAGUAGUGAUAGGUAUUGUGACUGUGUACAUUUUACAGUAGUACAUUCCUUUACAAAUUAAGGCAGUUUACAGAGGUAGCAACCAUUCCAGUACACUUGUAAGUGUACUUUCAGAAACCACUAUUUGCAUCUACAAGGCCAUGUGUACAUGAAAUACCCUUGUUUUAUAGAUAUUGCUUAACAGAAA
This is a messenger RNA of Hypomesus transpacificus, 2756 nucleotides long. RefSeq names its product CD8a molecule (gene cd8a). The transcript has 7 exons. NCBI's taxonomy places the organism in Eukaryota, Metazoa, Chordata, Actinopteri, Osmeriformes, Osmeridae. Bases 612 to 1283 code for a protein of 223 amino acids. The record is from RefSeq and is a predicted model, not a curated record.